This is a messenger RNA of Trichobilharzia regenti, 213 nucleotides long. The record is from the annotation of a GenBank genome assembly. NCBI's taxonomy places the organism in Eukaryota, Metazoa, Platyhelminthes, Trematoda, Strigeidida, Schistosomatidae.
AUGGUUCCCUAUGAUUCAUCCAAGGUUCAUUCGUUUACCAAGUUUCAUCAAAAUCAAAAGGUCACUUAUUUCUCUACUACAUGGUGUAUAUACUAUGAUACUCUCCAUUCUGUCAACAGUUCUAUUUGGGUUAUUUUUAGUCAUUCAUUCACAUGUCAAGUGGACAUUAGUCAGUGUUGCUUACAAUAUAGCGAGUGUGAAUAUUUGAGCUAA